AUGACACCAGCAUCGUCGUCAGACGCUCAGCACAAUGUCGCCUUGAUCGGUCUCGGCACCAUUGGUAUAUCGUUCGCUGCCCUCCAUAUUAAACACACAAGUGCAAUUGUCUCUGUAUACGAUACGCGGCCUGAUCUUGAAGAGUACAUCAAUUCAGUCUUACCUGGCUACAUUGAUUCCGAAGACACUGCUCUUAGUCUCACACAACUUCGUCUCACACGCCGCUUGAAGAUUUGUUCGUCCUUGGAGGAAGCGUGCCAGAACGCUACAAUCGUGCAAGAGCAAGGGCCAGAGAACCUAUCUUUCAAACGAUCUAUCUGGCCCCAAGUGGAAAAAUUGGUUUCCGAUAAUACUCACUUAUGGAGUUCGACCUCGGGAAUCGCAGCCUCACUCCAGGUCCAGGAUAUGAAUGAUCAGACUCGACUUUUGGUUGUCCAUCCAUUUAACCCUCCUCAUGUCAUGCCACUUAUUGAGAUUGUACCUUCCCCAAUCACGAAAUCAACAGAGGUGGACUUCGCUAGACAGUAUUUCACUGAGAUGGCAUCCGGGCAUCAGCCAAUCGUCCUGAAACAGGAGAUUGCAGGCUUCGUUGGGAAUAGACUUGCAUUCGCUCUCCUUCGCGAAGCAUGCUACUUAGUUGAUCGCGAUAUUAUCAGUGCCCACGAUCUAGAUCUCCUCGUCGAAGCCAGUAUCGGCCCUAGAUGGGCUGUGCAAGGUCCUUUCAAGUCAUACAAUAUGGGUGGGGGCGCAGGCGGUAUAGCGAGCUUUUUGAAGAAUCUAUCAGGUACGAUACAGGGGGUUUGGGAUAGCAGCGUGCCAAUGAGCUUUGCGGACCCGUUAGGAGAAAGGAGUGAUGACGACGACUGGGAGGGAAAGAUUAUUGCGCAAGUGGCUGAGGCAUAUGGUAUACCAAAACCUUCUCAGUAUACGGCUCGGGAUGUGGCGCUAAAUGGAGUGUUCGAGGUGCAAAGGAAGAUGAGAGACGAUCCAGUAUAA
Messenger RNA from Pseudogymnoascus destructans, 996 nucleotides. RefSeq lists its product as uncharacterized. Gene Ontology annotation, molecular function: NAD+ binding; oxidoreductase activity, acting on the CH-OH group of donors, NAD or NADP as acceptor. The transcript has a single exon. The record is from RefSeq and is a predicted model, not a curated record. The coding region runs from base 1 to 996 and encodes 331 amino acids. Lineage: Eukaryota; Fungi; Ascomycota; Leotiomycetes; Thelebolales; Thelebolaceae. Gene Ontology annotation, biological process: fatty acid metabolic process.